Messenger RNA from Fonsecaea erecta, 1683 nucleotides. RefSeq lists its product as hypothetical. Lineage: Eukaryota; Fungi; Ascomycota; Eurotiomycetes; Chaetothyriales; Herpotrichiellaceae. Bases 1 to 1683 code for a protein of 560 amino acids. The transcript has 4 exons. The record is from RefSeq and is a predicted model, not a curated record.
AUGCCCAUUCACUUAUCUUACAUCCCCUAUGUCCCCGACAAAAGUCUGUCCCGCAACGACUUCGAGCGUCUUCAGUCUAAAGCACGCUCGCACGCAGCCAAGUUCAGGAAUCGACACAAUGCCAGCACCAUUGUCUUGAAGAAGCAUUGCUGGUCAGCACCGACAGAUCCACCAUAUCCAAGACGCCGCACCAAGACAGCUUGGAGCGAGCAGUAUGAAAACACUCCAGCUUCCGCAGGGCAAAGCACGUAUUUCUCGUCGCCUCGAAUACGAAUUGACCAACUGUUGAUGGGAGAGGACCAAGAGGCUAAGACAACAAGCGUUGGGCAGGUAGUGGUGCCGGACAACAAGAACUCCAAGUCUGGCGUUGACAGUUCUCGAAUCCGCUCCCUGCCUCUCAAGCCCGAGACUGAAUUAGCAACACCAAAUCCAUGGCAUUGGACGAGGGGUGUUCGAGUUGACCCGUUCGAUUGUAUUCCUGGGACCGACCGUUAUGGGGCCGCCCUCGCAAUUGACUUCCUUAUACAUUAUAUCAUGCCGACAGUUGCCUCGAUCAACGAAGCAUUCAAUGUCGUCAAUGUCUACGGACACUGGGUACUCGAGAACAUGGCCAAGUACGAGGACUUCUUUCACGUAUUACUCGGUCUGACAAAAGUGGCCCACACUGCAAUUGCAUGUCCUGGAUCUCCCUUGCCACAAGAUGCCUUUAUCCAUGCCGGACAGGCAAUGUCCAAGCUGAGAGCUAGGCUGGCGAAGCCCGACGCCCGUGUAGACGAUGGUGCUAUCCUGACAAUCCUGUACCUGGCAAUGUUUGAGAGAGGUCUUGGAAACGAAUCAGCAUACAAGGCGCACAGGGCCCAAGUCGAUCAAAUGGUGGCGUCGAGAGGCGGCGUCUGUCGCUUGGGAGUUGGUAGUUCAGCUCGGACCACCCUGACAGUCCUGUUGUCCCUCUCCGGCGAUCUGCCCCCCGACUCACCACCAGACACACCCGCCACGACAAAGUUGACUUUACAACAAGCUUCCUGGAUUCAAUUUGAAGACGACACGAAAACCAUGGAGCAGCUCCCCUGCGGGUUCCGCAACCUGGCGAGAGCGGGAGCACUCUCGCUUGAGACUCUCCAAAUCAUCCACAGAAUCAGCGUCAAGCAGGAUUGGAGCCCUCAAGAUCCAACCUACAAGGGAAAGUAUGGUGAGGAGAUGUCCAAGGUCUACGGGCCUGUCGCGGGCCAGGCGUGGAACUUCUGGGAUGCCUGCGCGGCGUUCAGGGCCCCCGAAGGACCAAGGGGCCCCUCCCUGGAGAAAAUGAUCUGCCUCGCCCUGUUCCGCUACUGCGCCAACCGCGCCAAUCACCUGCGGCCGAAGGCGUGCAUCUACCAUUCAGCCACGACGCAGUUGACCGCUCGCCUGCCGGAAUUCCGGGUAUCCAGCUCCCGCACAGAGCGCGACUGCCUGAUCUGGAUAUGGCUCGUCGCGAUCGAUUCUUGGGCCAUGGCGCAGAACUCUGCCGAGCUGUCCCACGAGGGCCGGCAGCUCCUGUUGAAGAUGCGUAAGGCCAUGCCGGAGCUACAGGAUUGGGAGUGGUGGGACUUGGAGUCCUUGGGCCAGAAGUUCUUCUGGCGCGACGAUAUCCGGAUCCUGUUGAAGGCGAUCUGGGAAUCUCCCGAGCUGCGAAAGGACUUGUGA